CAGGGGCGGACUGACCAUUUGGGAACUCGGGCAGUGCCCGAGGGCCGGGGUCAGUAGGGGGCCCAAUGAGAUGCCCCUGGUACCUUUCACAGGCUUUUUUGGUGUGGGCGAGGACACAGGGGCCCCAUGAUCCCCUAUUGCCCAGGGGCCCCAUGAGUUGUCAGUCCGCCCCUGGUGGGGAGGUUCACCCAUUCACAUCAGAUGGGGGAAUCAAGUCAUUUUCUUUCAUUCAACCUGCUGGGCCCGGGGUCAGUAGGGGGCCCCAUGAGAUGCCCCUGGUACCUUUUUCAUAGGCUUUUUUGAGUUUGGGCAAGGACACAGGGGCCCCAUGAUCCCCUAUUGCCCGGGGGCCCCAU
Molecule: messenger RNA, 356 nt
Organism: Staurois parvus
Lineage: Eukaryota; Metazoa; Chordata; Amphibia; Anura; Ranidae
Source: the annotation of a GenBank genome assembly